Vombatus ursinus (common wombat) is the source of this 1031-nucleotide messenger RNA. Its product is annotated as RNA-binding protein 25-like. Lineage: Eukaryota; Metazoa; Chordata; Mammalia; Diprotodontia; Vombatidae. The coding region runs from base 85 to 885 and encodes 266 amino acids. The transcript is spliced from 4 exons. The record is from RefSeq and is a predicted model, not a curated record.
CUUCUCCCUUCUCCUUUCCCCUCCACUUUCUUCUUUUCCUUACCUUUCUCUCCUUUCUUCUUUCCUUCUCCAAAUUCCAACACCAUGGCCAGUGCUUAUCACUGGGAAGCCCGGAGAAGACAGAUGGCUCUAGACCGAAGGAGACACUACCAGCUUCAACAGGAAAUGAAGAACAAAAGGAUAGAGAAUGACCUGGAGGAACAAAGAUACUGCAUGGGGCUCGAACCCUAUCAGCGGUAUCACUCUCCGAGCCCUGAGCGCCAAUACGUGUAUGGCGACGUGAGCCCCGAGACCUCCCACCGGACCCCGGGGGCGUACAUCACUGGAGGAUCUCCAGAAGACUUAAGAGGCGGCUACUUGUUUCCUGAACUCCCGACCCUCGGCCACUGCAUGUGCCAAUGCCAGUGUCACUACCAAGGUCAGGGCCACCAUCAGAGCAGAAGCCACGUCCCGGACGAAGAACAGGACGAGGAGCAGGACGAAGUCCAGGACUUGGGCCAGAGCAACAGUCGGGAGCGGAACCGGGACCGGGACCGGGACCGGGACCGGGACCUAUGCCAGAGCAAGAGCCAGGUCCGGGACCGGGAACAGAGCAAGAGCCAGCGCCACACCAAGAGCCUGGUCCGGGACCGGGAACUGAGCAAGAGCCAGCGCCACACCAAGAGCCUGGUCCGGGACCGGGAACUGAGCAAGAGCCAGCGCCAGAGCAAAGACCCAGGUCAGACUGGACACCAUACUGGUCACCACCAUCACAAAAUUCAUUCCUUGGCUCACCAGCAAGCUGCUCAUCACUCCCAAGAGCCCAAACACAAUGCCCCAGAAACUCUUCGCCAUUCCAAACGUGGAAAGAGAUACACGGCUAUGGAGUAUGUCCAGCAGUGGUAGUAAAGAGAGGACCCAGCCUCAUAUUCAUCAGGAGAUGAGAAGCAAUCAGUAAUCAAUGAAGUUGGCAUCCAAAACUUUCCCUUAACAAAUCUUUUCCCCAACACUGAGGAUAACAGCACGCAUCAAUAAAGAAAUUGUUCUUGGAA